AUGCAAACGAAACAGGUCCGAGUGGUCCGGCUUGCCCAUGUCGUCUAUCAGCAUCCAGACCUCGACAAAGCGCUGAAGUUUCUGUUCGAUUUCGGCUUCGUGGAAGCACAACGUACUGACAAGCGAGUCUACCUGCGUGGGUACGGCACCCAGCCAUUCGUGUAUGUUGCAGAACAGUCACCGGACGACAAACGGCACUUCAUAGGUGGUUACUGGGUCGUCGACAGCAUCGAGGAGCUGGAAAAGGCUGCAUCCCAUCCGAGCGCUUCUUCCAUCGAGGACUCCGCUGCGCCAGGCGGCGGCAAAGUCGUCACAGUGGAAGAUCCACAUGGCCACAAGGUCGGCUUCGUCCACGGACAGACAUUGAGAGAAAAGGAUGGACCAACACUGCUCGAGAAGACGGAUCCGCUUUUCAACGGCGCCGCCGAGAAGCCCAGAAGAGGCGCCUUCCGCAGAUUCAAGCAAGCCCCGAGCCCGGUCCACAAGCUCGGGCACUAUGGCUUCGUGGUGCCGGCGAGCCACUUCGAGAGCACGAGGUCCUUCUAUACGAGUCUGAUGAAUCUGGAGGCCACAGACGCGGUCUUCAACCCUGCCACUGGCAAAGACCAGACUUGCUUUUUCCAUAUCGAUCUAGGCGCCGAGUAUACGGACCACCAUAGCUUGUUCAUGGCUGCUGGACCCGAUGGCCCACCCGCCCACAUUCACCAUUCCAGCUACGAGGUCAACGACUUUGAUACGCAGACCCUCGGCCACGACUGGCUUCGGGAGAAAGGCUGGACCAACUGCUGGGGUAUUGGACGGCAUGUGCUUGGCAGCCAGAUCUUUGACUAUUGGUUUGACGGGUCGGGAAACAUCGUCGAGCACUACUCGGACGGAGAUGUGGUCAAUCAAGAUACACCUUUUGGCAGGGCACCCGCUGCCCCAGACACACUCCACGUGUGGGGACCAAAUAUUCCACUGGCGUUCAUGACUGGUCGAGUCGAGGACGCUGGUAAAGAUUUGCCCAUGCCGCCAGAUGUGAUGGAGGGCAAGCCGGCGCAACUGCCUGAGCCGGUCGUGGCUGCGUAG
This is a messenger RNA of Exophiala xenobiotica, 1068 nucleotides long. RefSeq lists its product as uncharacterized. Gene Ontology annotation, biological process: L-methylmalonyl-CoA metabolic process. Gene Ontology annotation, molecular function: methylmalonyl-CoA epimerase activity. The record is from RefSeq and is a predicted model, not a curated record. Lineage: Eukaryota; Fungi; Ascomycota; Eurotiomycetes; Chaetothyriales; Herpotrichiellaceae. Gene Ontology annotation, cellular component: mitochondrion. The transcript has 2 exons. The coding region runs from base 1 to 1068 and encodes 355 amino acids.